Messenger RNA from Pistacia vera, 1185 nucleotides. RefSeq names its product ankyrin-3-like. The transcript has 4 exons. Gene Ontology annotation, molecular function: protein binding. Lineage: Eukaryota; Viridiplantae; Streptophyta; Magnoliopsida; Sapindales; Anacardiaceae. Bases 1 to 1185 code for a protein of 394 amino acids. The record is from RefSeq and is a predicted model, not a curated record.
AUGACGAAAGAUCAAUUGACUAUUAAAAAUCGUGAUGGCAACACAGCUUUUUAUGUUGCUGCAUCAAAGGGAAGGGUGGAAAUUGCCAUGGCGAUGUUUGAGGAGAGUAAAGAGUUAGCAAAUAUACGUGGAAAUGGAAAUAUGGAGAUGUUAUCAAUUCACGCAGCGGCUCAGUGGGGCAAUAACGAGAUGGUGGAGUUCCUUUACAUAAUCCAAGAACCCUUUGAAGAAAUUGAUGAAAACAGAUUAUUUCUAAAUGUGAUGAAUAGAGUUUCUUUGCUUGAUGGAUCAAAAAAGGGGUCAUUUGUAGAAAUAGGUGAGGAUGUGACAAUAAAACGUGGUUCAUUUGAAGAAAUAGAAGAGCUUGUGGCAUCUCCUCCUCACAAAGACCAAGCUGAGUUUAAUGUGAAUGUAUCAAUGAUAGAAAUUAAAUGGAGAAAUAGGCGCUUCAAAUUGUACCUGGCUGCAUUGGAAGGUGAUUGGAUCACUGCUGAAAGAAUUUACAUGGAAGAUGAAAAAAUGAUAACAGUUGAGCUAUCAAAGGAUGGGGGCACAGAUCUCCAUAUUGCAGCUGCAGCAGGGCACACUGAUUUUGUGAAAAUGCUGCUUGAUAAAAAGAAUGAAAAGGAUUUAGAAGUAAAAAAUAAUGCUGGCAAUACGGCAUUUUUUCUUGCGGCAGCCUCCGAAAGGGUUGAAAUUGUCAAGGCUAUGAUGAAGAAGAAUAAAGACAUGGUAAAGAUUAGAGGAAAAAAUGAUAUGUUACCGCUUCACAAGGCAGCUCUAAUUGGAGACAAAAAGACGGUAGAAUACCUUUAUGAAGCCACUAAGGAUAAGAUAUUUGAUCAUGAUAAUGAUCGUAUCGAUUUGCUUAUCAGCCUCAUUAACCGUGGCUGGUAUGAUAUUGCGCUGGAUUUGGUAAAGAGGCACCCAAAGCUAGCCACUGCACGAGAUAAAAAUGAGGAGACAGCAUUGCACUCCUUGGCUCGAAUGCCUGUAUUGACACCUGCUCUCGAUCUAACAGUAAGUGGAGUUUUGAAGAGAACGUUUAAUAUCAAGGAUCUGGUGAAGGACAUGGUGGAAUGCCGGAGGCAGGGGCAGGGCUGGUCGGAUCUGAUGAAGGUGUUUAUAUUUGGCAUCUUUGGUGGGUAUUUGUUUGCUUUCUUUCCUUUUUUGUUUUUAAAUUGA